CGGACACAUUCAUUGCCAUUCCACACUCGAAGCCCCUGUAAUUUCUUGCGUACUUUUCUUUUCUUUGAAAUUUCCACACUCCGAUUCCGAUUCCAAUGUCGACACCGGAAUCCCAAAACCCCGUCGCCUCCGACCCAACAACCGAAGACGCCUCCUCUGUAAGCAAAAGCGCUACGAAAAAAGCCGCCAAAAAAGCCGCGAAAGAAGCCAAGAAAGAAACCCCGGCCGCGGCGGCCCCCUCUCUCGCCGUCGACGAGCAGGACCCGCUCGCCUCCAACUACGGCGAAGUCCCGCUGGUCGAGCUACAAUCGAAGACGGCUGAGGACGUCAGCCACUGGACCGAGGUUGGAAACCUGACCGACGCGUUGGAGAACCAGUCCGUGCUGAUACGUGGCCGGGCGCAGACGAUUCGCGCCGUCGGGAAUAAGAUGUCGUUUGUUGUCGUCAGAGAGAGGGGGUUUACGGUGCAGUGCGUGGUGACGGUGCAGCCUGACACCGUGAGCCGCCAGAUGGUGAAGUACGUCGCUGGGUUGAGCAGAGAGUCGAUUAUCGAUGUUGAAGGCGUCGUGUCUGUUCCUAGUGUCGAGAUUAAAGGCACCACGCAGCAGGUGGAAGUUCAAGUAAGGAAAUUGUAUUGUGUGAGUAGGGCUGCUGUCUUACCAAUUAACAUUGAGGAUGCUGCUAGGAGUGAUGUCGAAAUCGAAAAGGCGUUGCAGGCCGGAGAAACACUCGUUCGGGUUAAUCAGGAUACCCGCUUGAAUAACCGAGUUCUUGACUUGCGAACACCGGCAAAUCAGGGUAUAUUCCGCAUUCAGAGUCAAGUUGGAAAUAUCUUCAGGCAGUUCUUGAUAUCCGAAGGCUUUUUUGAAAUCCACUCGCCAAAGCUGAUUGCUGGUUCAAGUGAAGGUGGUGCUGCUGUUUUUAAACUCAAUUACAAGGGUCAAGAGGCCUGCCUUGCCCAGUCACCUCAGCUUCACAAGCAGAUGGCUAUAUGUGGUGACUUCGGCCGUAUUUUCGAGAUUGGUCCUGUUUUUAGAGCUGAGGACUCCUUUACCCAUAGGCAUUUGUGUGAGUUCACCGGUCUUGAUGUUGAAAUGGAGAUCAAGAGGCACUAUUCUGAGGUGAUGGACGUUGUUGGUCCAUUGUUUGUUGCAAUGUUCGACUCCUUGAACAAGAACUGUGCAAAAGAGCUUGAAGCUGUGGCAAGGCAGUAUCCAUUCCAACCGCUAAAGUACUUGCCAGAGACGCUACGUUUAACAUUUGAAGAAGGUGUUCAGAUGCUCAAGGAAGCUGGUGUUGAAGUGGAUCCUUUUGGGGACUUAAACACCGAGAAUGAGAGAAAAUUGGGCCAACUAGUUCUGGAGAAGUAUGGCACCGAGUUCUACAUACUGCACCGCUAUCCUUUGGCUGUUAGGCCAUUCUACACAAUGCCUUGCCAUGACAAUCCCGCUUACAGUAAUUCGUUUGAUGUUUUUAUUCGAGGCGAGGAGAUUAUUUCUGGAGCACAGCGUGUACACGUUCCAGAGUUAUUGACUGAACGUGCACAGGCAUUGGGAAUUGACGUGAAGACGAUAUCAACAUAUAUUGAUUCUUUCAGAUACGGUGCACCUCCACAUGGUGGAUUCGGAGUAGGGCUGGAGCGUGUUGUCAUGCUUUUUUGCGGUUUGAAUAACAUCCGCAAAACUUCUCUCUUCCCUCGUGAUCCACUUAGGCUCGCCCCCUAGAGGUGCCACUGUUCAUUAACACUAUCGGAGAAUUUUGUUUUUAUCAGUUGUACGAAACCAUCUGUUCUUACAACUGAUGGCAUAGACAUACACUGAUACACAUACAUGCCAUGUUCAAAAUCGCCAUUUUUGUUGUCUGCUCGAGUCGUUUUAUUAAUGUUCAUAUGAUUCAGAGUUGAACGAAUGGAUUAUUUGCUAUA
Molecule: messenger RNA, 1924 nt
Organism: Pyrus x bretschneideri (Chinese white pear)
Lineage: Eukaryota; Viridiplantae; Streptophyta; Magnoliopsida; Rosales; Rosaceae
Product: aspartate--tRNA ligase 2, cytoplasmic
Exons: 10
Coding region: 96-1724 (542 amino acids)
Biological process (GO): aspartyl-tRNA aminoacylation
Cellular component (GO): aminoacyl-tRNA synthetase multienzyme complex; cytoplasm; cytosol
Molecular function (GO): aspartate-tRNA ligase activity; RNA binding; ATP binding
Source: RefSeq, a predicted model, not a curated record